AAACAAAUAAAUGAAUAACCAAAGUUUGUAAAUAAUUGUCAAAGCUUUUAUACACAUCGAUUAAUAUCUCUAAUCGUUUUCCAAGUUACGCUAAAACAUGGCAUCACAACAUUUUUCUUGUGGCCAAAAUGUCGAUGAUAAUGAUGAGAACAACAACCACGAUGACAGAGGUGGAUCAAUACUAGAAAUAGUUAUUUCCGAUCUGCCUAAAUCGAAUGGUUGGAGAAAAGAUGGUUUAAUUUUAUACCAAAAUUGUUGGUUCCCAUUCCAUGUCCUUCCCAAUGUUCUUGCCUUCCAAAAAAAUUUUAUACCCAAAGACGACGAUAUAAUUAUGACUUCUUUUCCUAAAUCAGGCACCACUUGGCUUAAAUCCCUCCUGUUUUCCAUUCUCAACCGCCGAAACUAUAACAACAAUAAUCCGCUACUCACCACUGUCCCUCACCACCUCGUGUCCUUUUUCGAGUUCCAAAUUUAUGCCAAUUAUCCCCACAAUCUCCACAACUUCACUACUAUGCCAAGUCCUCGUUUGGUGUCCACACACAUUCCUUACGCAUCUCUUCCCGAUUCGAUUUUGAAAGUUUCUAAGUCUCGAAUUAUUUACAUCAGUCGAAACCCUCUUGAUGUAAUCGUGUCUUUAUGGUAUUAUGCAAGUGGUCAUCCGGACCGUCUCUCGGACGAGUGGACUAUUGAAUAUUUUGUGGACAAGUUUUGUAAGGGAGAGACUGAAUUCGGGAGUUAUUGGGACCAUGUUUUAGGGUUUUGGAAAGCAAGCUUGGACAGACCUGAGAAAGUGUUGUUUUUAAAAUACGAAGACUUAAAAGAGAAGAGUGUUUGUCAACUUAAAAGGGUUGCGGAGUUCAUAGGUCUUCCUUUUUCCCAAGAGGAAGAGAGUGAGGGAGUUGUUGAGCAAAUAAUGGAUAUGUGUAGCUUAAACAAAUUGAAGAAUUUGGAUGUGAAUAAACACGGUGAAUUUAAGCCUAAGUUGCACAAUAAACUUUUCUUUAGAAAAGGUCAAAUUGGUGAUUGGAUUAAUCAUCUUACUCCAUCUAUGGCAGAGCGUGUGAAUCAAAUAGUUGCAGAAAAAUUGAGUGAUUCUGGCCUAUCAUUCAGAAUGUCUUAGUAACUAAUCACUUAGAUAUAUUCUAGUUAAAAUUUAAUUAAUGCAUAUUAAAUGUUGCAUGCAUUUACCAUGAUUAAGUACUUUGUGUGAUAGCUUUAAUAUUAUGUGUUUAUCAAUUAUUUGAGCUAUAUCUUAAUUUGUAAUAUUCACAAAAUGUAAUGUACAUGUAUCUAAAAGUUAUUAAUUA
Messenger RNA from Cannabis sativa, 1307 nucleotides. RefSeq names its product cytosolic sulfotransferase 5. Gene Ontology annotation, molecular function: sulfotransferase activity. NCBI's taxonomy places the organism in Eukaryota, Viridiplantae, Streptophyta, Magnoliopsida, Rosales, Cannabaceae. Gene Ontology annotation, cellular component: cytoplasm. The transcript has 2 exons. The record is from RefSeq and is a predicted model, not a curated record. Gene Ontology annotation, biological process: sulfation. Bases 98 to 1120 code for a protein of 340 amino acids.